UUGUGCCGCCCGAGAACACCACAUAGGUUCAUCACCAACCACGCGGCCGGCUCCCGUCAUCAACUAGGUAACUAGGUAAUUAGGUAACUUCCGAUUGAUUCGUCUCUCACAUGAUGACGCCCACACAUAAGCUCAACAUCGCACUGAUCCAAUUCCUGCCAAAGCCUCUUUCUCCCGAGGCCAACUUCGCCGUAGCAGAUCGGAACCUUCGGUCUGCCGCCCGCCAAGGAUGCCACCUCGCAGUCCUCCCGGAAUUCCACCUCACGUCAUGGGUCCCGGAUAACCCAGACUUCGCCGCGUCCUGCAGGGACUCCCUGCCCUACCUUGAACGCUACCAGGCCCUCGCCCGGGAGCUCCACAUCCACAUCGUGCCCGGGACCCUCGUGAAGCCGGUGGAACUCCCCCCCGACGACGACAACAGGGGCCGCGAGCCGGACCACGCCACGGAGCUGCACAACCUGGCGUACUUCAUCGCCGCCUCCACGGGCGACAUCCUCGCCACCUACCAGAAGAAGAACCUGUGGCACGAGGAGCGCGGCGUCCUGACGGCCGGGAAGCACGCGCCCCACCGCGCCUUCGACCUGCCCCUCCCGGACCCCGACGGCAGCGGCGCCGGCGCCGCCGGGGUGGUGCGGGCGGGGUUGCUCAUCUGCUGGGACCUCGCGUUCCCGGAGCCGUUCCGCGAGCUGGUCGCCGACGGGGCGGAGCUGGUCAUCGUGCCGUCGUUCUGGGACAUCACCGGGAUCGAGCGGCGGGUCCUCUCGCUGAACCGCGAGUCCGAGGCCGUGUUCCUGGACGCGACGACGGUGUCGAGGGCGUUUGAGAACACGUGCGCCGUCGCGCUCUGCAACGCCUUUGGGAGCAGCCAGGUGGCGGUGCCGAUCCUGGGGAGCCUGGGGAAGCUCGGGACCGGGGAGGAGGGGAUCGUGUUUGGGGAGGUCGACUUUGAUACCGUUAGGUAUGCGGAGGAAUAUUACAAGGUCAGGGCGGACCUGCAGGGCGAGGAGUGGCACUAUACUCGCUCGGCGACUCUGCCUCCGAAGUAAAUCAUGGAUCACGGGUGUAGUCAGUGGCGGCAGAGAGGUAUUGAUAUGAUCGUUGCCCGGGUUUGAACAAUAGGAUUGUAGUCAAAACCGUUGUCAACGAUUGGAUCGCCAGUCAGAGAAACCAAUUCUAGGCUAGCGUUCUACUAUCACGCAACUCCCCCUCCCAUGCCACGAAAAACCUCGCUGCCAAGUGGCUCGGACCGGCCAUGCUCCUUGAUAUCGAUCAACGCCAAGCGUAGGUCAUCACGCUCAAACGCUUAGAUAUCAAUUAGCAGUUUGCGGGAUAUGAUAGACCCCAGGUCGGUAGAACCGUUGGCGUCUGGCUUCACUAGCUGCGCACAGUUUCUUGAUGAAGUUUCGGAGGGCACCAAGCCUGUAGAUGAUUUGCAGCUAGUAAAAGGCAUGCAAGAUGCGUAGAUGCUCUAUAUAGCUUAGCAGACUAACAAAAGACAUGAUUGAGGAG
Molecule: messenger RNA, 1509 nt
Organism: Phialemonium atrogriseum
Lineage: Eukaryota; Fungi; Ascomycota; Sordariomycetes; Cephalothecales; Cephalothecaceae
Product: carbon-nitrogen hydrolase
Exons: 2
Coding region: 111-1046 (311 amino acids)
Molecular function (GO): beta-ureidopropionase activity
Source: RefSeq, a predicted model, not a curated record